Messenger RNA from Cariama cristata (Red-legged seriema), 2505 nucleotides. RefSeq names its product myosin VIIA and Rab interacting protein (gene MYRIP). Gene Ontology annotation, molecular function: myosin binding; actin binding. The transcript is spliced from 15 exons. NCBI's taxonomy places the organism in Eukaryota, Metazoa, Chordata, Aves, Cariamiformes, Cariamidae. Gene Ontology annotation, cellular component: cortical actin cytoskeleton. The coding region runs from base 1 to 2505 and encodes 834 amino acids. The record is from RefSeq and is a predicted model, not a curated record.
AUGAAGCAGAAGUUAGAUGAAGAGGGUAACAAGUGCAGCAUCCUUUCCAAGCAGCAGAAGUUCAACGAGCACUGCUGUAUUCGCUGCUGUUCCCCUUUCACAUUUCUUAUCAACAGCAAGCGACAGUGCCAAGACUGCAAGUACAACAUCUGCAAGAGCUGCAGUUCUUACCAGAAGAAGGAGAAGGCUUGGAUUUGCAGCGUCUGCCAGCAAGCAAGGUUCCUAAGGACCCAGUCUCUGGAUUGGUACUACAAUAAUGUGAAAAGCCGCUUUAAGUGUUUUGGAAGUGCCAAAGUCCUGAAAAACUUGUACAAGAAGCAUAGACUGGAGAGCGGAGUUUGCCCUGAUGUAAUAGAAGGAGGUUUUUUUGAAGGAAGCUUUGAAAAUGAAGGAAGCAUUUGUGGCAGUGACUCUACGUUCUACCGACAGACAGAAGGACACAGCAUGAUGGAUACCCUUGCUGUGGCCUUACGUGUUGCAGAGGAAGCGGUGGAAGAAGCUAUUUCUAAGGCAGAGACCUACAGUGACAGCCUGGACAAGCAGAACGAGGCUUGUUACUUGCAGGAACACAAGGAGGACCUCAUAGAAGAGCUGGCCACAACCAUCGUGCAGAAGAUUAUAAAGAAGCAGAAAAGCAAAACUGAGCAGGCUGAGGCUGACUUUGAAUGGCCAGCAUCCAGGAGCAGUGGCCUGGCCUCUGUUGCUGUCUCAGAUCAAAGUAUGCUGACUUUUCCAGGGAGCCGCAGGGGGUCCUACACGUUAUGGAGGUCUCAGUCUGCAUUCUCCCUGGCUAGUGAAGACAUGCCCAGUAAAGGACUAGACCCUGCGUCAGCUGUGACUGAGGCUCUUUGGAGGCAGCCAAAAGGACAGUUGAGGAAACAGAAGGAACGCAAGCUCUCUGCAUUACCCAGCUGGAAGAGUGUGGACAGGCUAAAUGAAACAAAUCCACCUUCUGUUUUUCAAAGCACUGACGGAAACUGGGUAGCUUUGCAGAAUGUCACUUUGCCUCGUCCUCGAAUGCUUGCCAAACCAAAGAGUCAAGUGUUUAAAGCUUUGGAGAAUGAAUCCAGCAUUGUGUCUGCCUAUGACGAGAUGGGCUCAGACAGUGAGGAUGACUACGACUGGAAUGUGGCCUUGAACAAGCUGCGUCAGAGACCUCGGCAAUUAGCAGAUGAUUUCUAUUAUACCAAUUCCCAGUAUGGUCCUGAAUGGGUUUAUGGCGAUGAUCAGUACCAGGCAGUAACCUCCCCUUCCUCUGGGUUAUAUACUAAUACUGAGACACUGUUCUCCGAUUCAGAAACAUCUUCAGUAAACUCUUCCCAGGAAGCUAAAGGACCUAGCAAAUUUCUCUGGUUACAAAGUAGAACUCAAAGUGAUAUGCCCAGAAUGGAAAAAAAACAUUUCCACGGAGAACUGGAUGUAAAUUUCAAUCCACAGGCAACCAGCUUGGAGUACUCAGACAGCAGUGAGACUGAAGAAGUCCAUUACGAUUUAGAAAAGAGGUCAAAAAGGUGGAGGAAGAAAGCCAUAUCUGAAGAACUAUGUGAAGAAAAAAAUCGCACAAAAGUCCACAAGAUGAAUUUAAGUCAGGAUUUCGAUGAUUUAUCAGAAACAGAUAUAAGCAGUGAGGAUCAGCACCAUAAUAUCAAGCCUGACCUUAUGGAGGAGGAGCUUAAAUCCAGGUUAUUUCAGCUUGCUGCUAAAAUGAGUGACAAGGAAACAUCUUCUGGUGAAGAACAAGAGUCAGAACCUAGAACAGACCCUGAAAACCAGAAGGAGAGUUUGUCCUCAGAGGAAAAUGGCAGAAGUAUUCAGGAAGAGCUGAAGAAGAAGUACUCUGCUGUCUCUCUCUGCAACAUAUCUACAGAAGUCCUGAAAGUCAUCAAUGCCACUGAAGAACUGAUAGCAGAAUCCACCAGUCCCUGCGAUUUCCCAGCUGACAUUCAGGACAGAGGAAGAGGGACCUUCCCACUGGGGACCGACCCCGUCAGACUGGAUGAGCAGCUCACCACACUGGAAGAAAAUGUAUACCUGACAGCCAGCACGGUGUACGGCCUGGAGGGGCAGCUGACCAACCUGGAAGACGCCGCACGCAAGAUCAACAGUGUCACUGCAGAAUCUGAGCUGGCUGAUCUGGAGGAUCAGGUGGCCACAGCAGCCGCCCAGGUUCAUCACGCGGAGCUUCAGAUUUCAGAUAUUGAGAGCAGAAUAUCAGCUCUCAGUGUUGCAGGCUUGAACGUGGCUCCAUGUGUUCGCCUGACAAGGAAACGGGAUCAAAAGCAAACAAACCAGAUGCAUACAAUAGACACAUCAAGACAGCAGAGGAGAAAACUUCCAGCUCCACCAAUAAAAGGUGAAAAAAUAGAUGGUUCUCCAGUUACCACUGUCAGAACGUUUAACAGAAAUUUCAUGCUUCAAGGAUCUCUAACACAAAGAACUAAAGAGAGGAAAAGCACUGCCAAGGACUUAAUGGAACCUGUUGUAGGAUCUGCUGUGAUGUACUAA